AUUAUGUCAGCAUUAUAAGAUUUCCUUUUAUUACUGGAAGCUAGUUCAGCUGGCACACAGACGGCUCUAAUUGUUUCUCCAAAAAACCCAAGAAAGAGGGUUGUUUCAUACUGACUUAAUCUGCAAGGUCUUAAGGUUACAAUCAUUGUUGGACUAAGUGGUCCCUCUUAGGGCAUAAAUAGAACGUCCUCCUUUUCUCUUCACCAGAACAGCUCAGCUGCCAGCAAAUGCAGGUGCUCCCAGCCUCACUCUUUGCUGCCACAAAGCAAAUUAAAGUGAAAAACAUGUUUCUGGUCUACAAACAUUGCACUGUGGUCCUAGCCAUGCUAUCGAUGGUGGAGUAUUCCAGCUGCCUUCCCUUGAGUGAAGAUUCUAUUUGUACCGCAGAGGAAAUUGCUAAGUAUAGCAUCGUUUUUACAGGGAAGUGGACCCAGGCUUCUUUCCCUAAGCAAUACCCCCUUUACAGGCCUCCUGCUCAGUGGUCAACGUUGCUAGGAGUCACUCACAGCUCUGACUACCACAUGUGGAAAAAACUGGAGCCUGCCAGUAAUGGAGUGAGGGACUUUGCAGAGAAAGGUGAAGCGUGGCCGCUAAUGAAAGAAAUAGAAACAGCCGGGGAAAAAAUUCAAAGUGUCCAUGGAAUCUUUUCUACAGCUUCAAUCUCUGGUGGCACAGGACAGGCCUCUACUGAGUUUGAGGCACAUUCAAGGCACCCCUUUGUCUCCUUCAUGGUGAGAAUUGUACCAAGUCCCGAUUGGUUUGUGGGCGUUGACACUUUAAACCUUUGUGAAGGAAAGCACUGGAAGCAAACAGCUACAUUAGAACUUCAUCCGUAUGAUGCCGGAACAGAUAGUGGAUUUACAUUUUCAUCACCAAAUUUUGCUACUAUACCACAGGGCAUUGUAACCGAGAUCACAGCUUCAUCACCAAGUCAUCCUGCAAACUCAUUUUAUUAUCCAAGACUAAAGAGCCUGCCACCCAUCGCCAAAGUCGUAUUUACUAAAGUGAAAGGACGGCUUUCGUCAUUUCUCGAUAUUGUUUCUAAUGUCACUACAACAGGGAACGAGAUAGCUGAACAUAUUUUAGAAACUCCACUGGAUUGUGAAGUCUCUGUAUGGUCAUCUUGGGGUCUCUGUAGAGGCAGCUGUGGGACCGCUGGAGUUAAAAGUAGAACAAGAUACAUUCGCCUGAAGCCUGCUAACAAUGGAACUGCAUGCCCAGCCCUCAAUGAAGAUAAAGAAUGUGAUCCAGAGAAUUGUGUAUAGAACAACAAAUGACUGCUAAAUAAUAACUUAUUUUAGAUAUAUGGUACAUUUACUUGUAAAUAACAGUUCAGGACAACAUAUGAUAUGGUUUAACGAACGUAAUGCACCCCAACCAGUGGCUUGCAGGCAACAUGUUGCUCAUCGCCCCUUUGAUGUUGCUCCCAGUGGCCUAAAAGUAGGUACCAUUUUCAAAUCUCUGGCUUGGAGGCAAGUUUUGGAAGCCCAGAGACACUGUUUUAUUCCAAGCAGAGCCUCCAGGCCAGCAGUCACAUUGGGCUACCAAAUAGCCAAUCACAGCCCUUAUUUGGCACCCCUAAAGAACAUUUUUCAUGCUUGUGUGACUCCCCAACACUUUUUACAUCUGAGUGUGGCUCACAAGUAAAAAGGGCUGGGGAUCCCUGAUCUAACUGAUGGUUCGGACAACAUUUCACAGAGAAAAUGAUUUUUUUUCUGGAGGCUGGAGCUCGAUUCCAGGUUUUCUUGUUUCAUAUAAUAUUCCUUUGUGGGACAAUAACAGUUUUAUUUUUUUUACACAUUACACUUAAGAUGAACUUAAGCGAAAAUCAUUCAUUUUACUAUCAUUCUGUAUUUGUAUAUACAUAUUCAUGCUCACAAUAUUGAGCAAAUGUUCAUAAUAAAGAGUUCUAAGUUUUUUCUGGUA
Messenger RNA from Xenopus tropicalis (tropical clawed frog), 1926 nucleotides. The record is from RefSeq and is a predicted model, not a curated record. NCBI's taxonomy places the organism in Eukaryota, Metazoa, Chordata, Amphibia, Anura, Pipidae.